Pseudopodoces humilis (Tibetan ground-tit) is the source of this 1951-nucleotide messenger RNA. RefSeq names its product apoptosis inducing factor mitochondria associated 1 (gene AIFM1). The record is from RefSeq and is a predicted model, not a curated record. Gene Ontology annotation, cellular component: cytoplasm; mitochondrion. Gene Ontology annotation, biological process: mitochondrial respiratory chain complex assembly; apoptotic process. Gene Ontology annotation, molecular function: NAD(P)H oxidase H2O2-forming activity; protein dimerization activity; FAD binding. Lineage: Eukaryota; Metazoa; Chordata; Aves; Passeriformes; Paridae.
AGCGGCGAGCGGCGAGCGGCGACAUGUUCCGCUGCCGCACGGGCCUGGCGUGCGCCCUGCGCUCCGCAACGCGGGGCCGCGCACACGCGGGCACGUUGUUGCAGCGCUGGAAUGUGCCCCCAGACCUGCAGCUGAGCAGACAAGUGGCUAGCACAGGCGUGCCUGGAAAAAAGGGCAGUAAUUCGGUUUUUGUCCUUAUUAUGGGCUUGUCCACCUUAGGAGCAGGUGCCUAUGUGUACAAAUUACUGCAGGACAGCAAAGAGCGAUACGCCAGCCGGCUCGCGAGGAUCAACCGGCGCUCCCAAGACGAUGACUCCCCUGCCCCGGCUCCAGACACUCAUCCCACGGUCCCAUCCCACGUCCCUUUCCUGCUCAUCGGGGGAGGAACUGCUGCUUUCGCUGCUGCCAGAUCCAUCCGGGCCCGCGACCCCGGAGCGCGGGUGCUGAUUGUGUCUGAAGACCCUGCCCUGCCCUACAUGCGCCCACCCCUUUCCAAAGAGCUGUGGUUUUCCGAUGAUCCCGACGUGACGGAGACGCUGCGGUUCAAGCAGUGGAACGGCAAGGAGAGGAGUAUCUAUUUCCAGCCGCCGUCUUUCUACGUGCCUGUCCAGGACCUGUCUUCUGUGGAAAAUGGUGGGGUGGCAGUUCUGCCUGGCAAGAAGGUUGUGCACAUGGAUGUCAGAGGGAACACGGUCAAGCUCAGUGAUGGGACCCAGAUAUCCUACGACAAAUGUCUCAUUGCCACUGGGGGAUCCCCAAGGAACCUGCCAGCCAUCGAAAGAGCAGGAAAGGACGUGCAGAAAAGGCUGACCCUGUUCCGAAAGAUCGAGGACUUCCGAAGGCUGGAGAAGAUUUCCAGGGAAGUCAAGUCCAUCACAAUUAUUGGUGGUGGUUUCCUCGGCAGCGAGCUGGCCUGCGCUCUGGGAAGGAGAGCACAAACCCGGGGCCUGGAGGUGAUCCAGCUGUUUCCAGAGAACGGCAACAUGGGCAAAGUCCUGCCCGAAUACCUGAGCAACUGGACCACGGAGAAAGUCAGGAGAGAGGGGGUCAACGUCCUGCCCAAUGCCGUGGUCAAAUCCGUCUCUGUCUCCGGCAACCGGCUGGUGAUUAAGCUGAAGGACGGCCGGAAGGUGGAGACUGAUCACAUUGUGGCUGCCGUGGGGCUGGAGCCCAACGUGGAACUGGCCAAGUCAGCGGGGCUGGAGGUGGACUCGGACUUCGGGGGGUUCCGGGUGAACGCAGAGCUGCAGGCGCGCUCCAACAUCUGGGUGGCAGGGGAUGCUGCCUGCUUUUAUGACAUCAAACUGGGCCGGAGGCGUGUGGAGCACCACGAUCACGCCGUGGUGAGCGGGAGACUGGCUGGAGAGAACAUGACAGGAGCUGCAAAACCCUACUGGCACCAGUCCAUGUUCUGGAGUGAUCUGGGCCCCAACGUGGGGUACGAAGCCAUUGGCCUCGUGGACAGCAGUUUGCCCACAGUGGGAGUGUUUGCCAAGGCAACAGCGAAGGACACGCCGAAGAGUGCGACAGAACAGUCAGGGACUGGAAUUCGAUCUGAGAGCGAAACGGAAGCGGAAGCCUCAGAAGUUCAGAUCUCUCAAAGCUCUUCACCAACGCCUCAAGUCCCAAAGCAAGGAGAAGAUUACGGCAAAGGUGUUAUUUUCUACCUCAGGGAUAAAGUCGUGGUGGGAAUCGUGUUGUGGAACAUCUUCAACAGGAUGCCCAUUGCUCGGAAGAUCAUCAAAGAUGGGGAGGAGCACGAGGACCUUAACGAAGUAGCAAAGCUCUUCAACAUCCACGAAGACUGAACUCCGCAGCAGGAACAGCCCGAGGGAGUGGGCUGCUGGCUCUGUGCACCCCUGCACCUUGGGCAGCUUCCUGGGAGCACUUGGGAAUAUUCCACUCACCCAAGCCCACUGUUUGCACCAAUAAAGUCAGAUUGUUGUAGUCA